This is a messenger RNA of Coccidioides immitis RS, 1754 nucleotides long. RefSeq names its product golgi apparatus membrane protein tvp38. Gene Ontology annotation, biological process: mitotic spindle elongation; vesicle-mediated transport. The coding region runs from base 365 to 1576 and encodes 403 amino acids. The transcript has 3 exons. Gene Ontology annotation, cellular component: Golgi membrane. The record is from RefSeq and is a predicted model, not a curated record. NCBI's taxonomy places the organism in Eukaryota, Fungi, Ascomycota, Eurotiomycetes, Onygenales, Onygenaceae.
GGACGUCAAUCACUGCAUUCAAAUAACAGUAAAAGGAACACUCCUCCCAGACUGUUUAAUUACUUCCGGAGGAUUCCCUUUUCUGGGCUUGCUGAUGAAUCUGGAGCAUCGGGCUCUUUUACACCUUCCGCCAAUUCUAACGACGGGCCCACGGGCACCGAAUCGUGGAAACCAUCGAGACAACGUGUGAUUCUCAGGCAGACAUCUGGUUUAUGAAAGGGGGGAAAAAAAACAAUAUUAACUGCCUCAGCUACACUCAAUCUAUCCGGACAUCGAUAUCCUAAAAAGAGCAAGAGACAGAGCUAUACGAUCACAGAAUCCCGCCCCAAGCACAACACCCCAGCAUCCACCGGAUCACUUUGCAAUGACAACCAACAGCAAUAUAUCUUCAGAUGGACUUCUCCCGACAUCGCCUCUAAUCCGAGAUCACCCCAACUCCCCCAGUUCAGGGUCAGCGCACCCACCAUGGAGCCGGCCACGCGCUAGUCUAAGCCGUGGAAGACGGGCCUCACCUUCCUUUUCCCUCUCGGCCUCCAUUAGCACCCGCGACAGAGUUAUCAACCGUAUAGAGAGAACUUGGGGUAGGAUAUCCAAAAUAUGGAUCACGUUGACGAUAUGGCAAAAGAUUGCGGCGGUGAUCGCCUCGCUGCUACUAAGUGCACUUGGGGUCGGCUUCAUGAUACUCUCGGGACAUAUUUUCAUCUGGUUGGAACCGGUAGCGGCGGAUUUUGAGAAGUCUGCGCUGGUAUAUUUUAUAGUUUGGCUCUGCACCUUUAUAGUGUCAUUUCCACCUCUAAUCGGCUGGUCGGCCGUUGGAACAGUGUCUGGAUUCAUCUUCGGUGUCUGGAAAGGUUGGGCGAUAUAUGCUGCUGGAACUGUUGUUGGGUCGACAUGCUCCUUUAUGCUAUCCCGGACAGUCCUUUCCAAGUUCGUACACCGCCUGGUGCAGCAUGACAAGCGCUUUGCAGCUCUUGCAUUGACGUUGAAGUAUGAUGGGCUCAAACUUCUUUGCAUGAUACGUUUAUGCCCAUUGCCUUACUCGAUAUGCAAUGGAGCCAUUUCGACUUUCCCAACUGUGCACCCGCUCAUGUAUGGACUAGCCACGGCCAUCAUAACACCAAAACUUUUGGUGUCCGCAUUCAUCGGAAGUCGGCUACGAAUUCUUGCACAGAGUGGGGAAGAGAUGAGUGCUGGCACAAAGGCGGUUAAUAUUAUUAGCAUCGUCGUUGGUGUUUGUGUUGGCAUAUUUACAGGAUGGUACAUAUACAAACGCACCCUCGCCCGUGCCGCCGAACUGGAAGCCGAGGAACGAGCCAUUGCUGCUCAGGCAACUACCGACUCUUCACAACUUCCUGCACCCGGCUCCUUCGUCGACAAUCCUGACGAGUUCGGACGCGACGAAGAAGAGGGAUUGGGCUUUGGCAACGGUAUAACUGAUGACAUAGACAAUGAUAACACAGCAAUAGAUACGACCGCUUACCGCGACGAAUUUACAGACAAUGAUUCCGACGUUUUUGGGGCCGGGGAUGGGUAUGACGGGGCCCAGGAAACGUAUAGUUUACAUCGGCAUAUAUGAUGCAUGUAUGGCUGUGCUUUGGCUUCGGCUAUAUAUCGGCGUAUAGAAUUGCUUCUAUGGAGUGGUUUAGAAUACAUAAAUACUUCGGCUGGUGGCUUGGUUAACAACGGGUCUGGCAUUAUUUGACCCCCUGGCUCGGAUACUAAUUACUACCUAGCGGGGCCUUGACAAAAGGUCA